GUACCCUGUCCCUUCACUUCGCUGACAUUCAUCACAUUCAUUGUUUACGUUCGGGGGAUCCGUAGCGUCGGGACAUUCUCCACCUGACAAUUGUCAUGUCAACAAAACAGACGAGGAGGAAAAAGUCAGAGAACAAAGACGUAAAACCAGCUCAGAACUCGCAUUCAUUUGCAAGAUGGGGCGAAUUUUCUUGGAACACAUUGGAGGGACAAGGCUAUUUUCAUGUGCCACUUGUUACACAAUUUUGACAAAUCGCACAGAACUGAUCUCAACCCGAUUUACUGGUGCCACAGGCAGAGCAUUCUUGUUUAAGAGAGUAGUCAAUCUUACAUACAGUGAAGUACAAGACCGUGUUAUGUUGACUGGAAGACACAUGGUGCGGGAUGUAUCUUGUAAAAACUGCAAUGCAAAAUUGGGGUGGAUAUAUGAAUUUGCCACAGAGGAAAAUCAAAGGUACAAAGAAGGGCGCGUUAUCCUGGAGCGUGCCCUUGUGACCGAAUCUGAUGGUUUUGUGGAACAUGUUGAUGAUGACUGAGAAAACGUUUCGCCGGAGGAAGAGUGAUAGGAGCAAGUCAAAUAUCUCUAUAUAUUUAUGUGUGAUCUUAUUACUCCCUUCGUUAGUACCUUAUUAACACACUGUAAAUUAUUUUUUUCCUUUCAGAUAAUAUUGUAUUUUUUACCUUUUAUACUGUACCAGCUUCUAUACACAAGAAAGAUUUCUGUAGUGACUGUAAUGUGCUUUGAUUAGGUUUUUCUCGAAUUAUAGAUUAUAUGCUGCUAUUCUGGUAAUUAGGAUGUUCCAAUUAUAUUUCACAAGUUGAAGAUGGAUGAAUACAAGGCACUUUUUGCAGAAAGUUGACCUUUUUAUUUAUUUAUUUUUUUGCUGUGAUUCUGAUAUUGAUAUCAAAUAUCUUUUGGGGACAAACAAGAUAAUUUUUAUAGGUGUAUAUGCUUAUACGUAAUGGUGAGUACAUUGCAGUUAAUACAGAAUAUCUUGACUAAUAUUACUGUAGACUUUUGGACAAUCUAAACCUAAAGGUUUCUUGUUUUGUAGAAUUCUAUUACUUUUCUUCAUCUCUAAACAGCGCCUUUUUUUUUUAUAUGGAGAGGUAAAUAUGUUUUUCUUUUUUCAUUCUUUUCUAUGGUUAAAUGAUUCUUGUGUAUUAUGAAUGUUUACUUUAUUGUGCUUUUGGACAUAAUCAUAUGUUGGAUUUGUUGUUUCUUGUGUACAAUUGUCUACAAAUUUUCAAAACUUAUAAGUCUGGUGAAACAAAAUUUGCUUACAAGUGAUUGUAAUACUACUUCCAGAGAAGUAACUGUGCAAUACUUUUAUUUAGUGGUACAGGCAAGGUUUUCUUGAGAUAUCUGGACAAAUUUAAUUCAGCUGUAUUUGCUCAAAAGUAAUGCAUUGUACCUAGUAAUUGAAAGUUGAGGGCAUGCUCCUAAUCUCGUGUUUCCUGCAGUCUUGUAAACUAAUGAAUUCUCAUCUGGUAUCAGGAAGUUGUCAAACAGACCAGCUGGUUACAUAAUGUUUAUGGUUAAUCCAAAGUGAUGUUUUGCUAUGGUUUUUAUUAUUUGGUUUACUCUGGCUUUUUUUGUGAUUAAUAAUACUGAUGUAUGAGUCAUUCCAUUCAUAAUCAUUUCUUGCAUAUGCAUUUUGCAAACAAAUUUUUUUUCUUUCAUUCUUAAUUAUUUCUUGCAUAUGUAUUUUGUGAACAAUUUUUUUUUCAGCCCCACCUUUUGAAUUUAUGGAAACUGACAGAACUACACUUAAAUUAUGUUUGUCUUCUGUUAUCAGUGUCAAGAAUGAUAUAGGCAAGUUGUUGAAAGGGACAGAAUGGGAAUACUUUAUUCUAGAAAUGCUUAAUAGUAGAGAUGUUUCCUUCAGAAUUCUUUAUGCCUCUCCCUGAUCCUUGACGGUGCCUUCAAUUUGUGAGGCUCAAAUUGUGAUUCUUCAGUACAAGAACGACUCUAAAGCAGUGAAGAGAACCUUAAGAUUGGGAAAAGUUAGUCAUGAAAGUUUUUAAUUAAGACAUGCUGUGUUAGAUGUCUGUACUUGUGAAGCAUUCUUGUUCUUUGUGUUCAGAAGUAAACUUUCUAAAAAUCACAUAGGGAGACAUUUGCGCAUUGUGAUUGCCAAGAAACUAGUUAGCUUAAGUAGUUGCUGACAAAGGAUAUUGUUUUCUACAUGGUUUUUAUUUAUUCCUUGUUAUUUCUGCAGGAGGCUGUAAGGAAGUCUUUUUAAUAACACACUAUCCAAAAGUUAGCAUUCAAGCACAUAAACCAAAAAGUGUAACCACGCACUUGCAGGGAUAUAAAAGUUCAAAUGUAGAUUACUCUUCACAUUAGUCUGUGCCUCUAGGCUUAUUGCUGCCUGGGCACUGUUUUCAAUGAAAGGAAAAAGUUGUUAAACUGUGCUUGAGAUUGUAGGUGUUUACUUAAAAAAAGAAAUUAAAGUCAAAUGAAGUUCUGCUUUAAAGACUUGGGUAAUGUUUUGGGUAGGUAAAACUGCCAGAGAAUCUCAUAAGUGUGGAAAUGGAAAAUAAUAAAGUAAAUAAAGAAGACUUUGUACUGUACUACUAUAAUAGGAGUCUGAAUGUAUACUUUGUGAUGUUACAAUUACAUGACUCGUCUCCAUCACUGCCCUCCCCAUAUUGAGGGACGCUUCUAGACACAACUUUUGUAGCCAGUACAAUACAGGGUACAAUUAUGAACCUUUCAGUUUGACAAUUAAAGUCUGUUAUUAGUAGUUUUAAUGCCCACCCUAUCACCAAGUGGUUAUUGAAAAAAUACUUUUAUCACCUUAAUGUUUCUGUCAGUUAGUUAGUCAGUCCAUUCUUGCUUGUUAGAUGGAUGAAAAAAUUAAUGUAUCCUCUUUAAACAUCCUCCUUAUUUCAGGUUUUUUUUUUUUUUUUGAGUAUUUGAAAGCUGCGGUUUUAAAAAACUUUUGCUGUAGCUCCAUGCUUAUUAAAAUUCUAUGUAACUGGUUCAUAUUUGAAUGAGUUGAUGAAUGUUUGGAAACUUACAAGGAAAUUUCCUGUUUUCAGUAGUUAAGCAUUUAGAAAUUGAUGUACAUACUCCUUAAGGUUAGAGAAGCCUUGUUCAACCUUGAUACAAUAAUUUAAUUUCAUGGUCAGUAGUUCUUCCCUUCAUGUGACUCUUCAUGUGAAUUUUUAGUAAAAAUGCUGAAAAUUCAGAAUUCGUUGACAAGAAGAUAACAUUUUACCAAACAAGUUUGAUGUUGCGUGCUAUUUUAAUUUUUGUGCUGUUGGUCAUGUACUUUUUGAGUUUUUUUUUAUUGACGAGGUUGUAAAUUUCAUUUAAACUUAGUGAUUUGUGUGGAGGAGUGUUUCCAGAUCCAUGACCAAAGUGGAUGAGCUCUUACCUGUGCUUUGUCUUGUUUGAUUUUUUCCCUGAUAUUUCUUCAUACUCAGUACGUGUGUUUAGCAUUAUACAGUAGGGAAAUGGCUUCAACUUGAAAAUGUAAGGAUUUGGAUAAACACCAGUUGUGAAGACCCAAAGCAUGGAUUAACUUUCUCCAGUGAAGAGAGCUGAAAUGUGAUUUUUACCGUAGAAACCAGUACUGUACUUUGUUUUAUGAUGAUAAUAUACUUUUUUUUAUGUAUUUCAUCUUUAUAUAGACACAAAUCUAAACUCCACCAUUUGUAGUCAUUUGAAAUGUAGUAUUCUAAAAGGUUGUAAUGUAUAAUAAGGAGGGAUAAUGUAACUUUCCCCACUACUAUAAUUCUCGUUAGUGUAGGCCAAGGCUCACUUUUGAAUUACUUUAAUGCUAGAGUAAAGUAAUAUGUAGUAGUAAAGUAAUGUAAAUGUUGACAUUGGCAGUGUGUAAGUUCAUAAUAGUGGUAGGAUGAAUAUAUAAACAUGUAAACUUUUUCUUUUCCUAGAAGCCUUUGUGUGAAACCUGUAAAAACUUUCUCUGGGCAUAGUAGAUUUACUGCAAAUUACAAAGGUGAACUCUGCUCUUACCAAGUAACCAAGUUGAUCAAGUCAGAAUUUUAAGCCUUAAAACUUUCUCUUUCCAAGCAACCUAGUUGGUCAUGUAUAGAAAAUGUUCAGCCAGAUAUCUUCUUGCACAAGUAAGAAAAACUGUAUUGAAAUGUGCAUUGGGAAAACUUAUAAAUUCCACAUGUCUUAGCUGUAAUGAUGCAACUUCCACAAGACUUUAUUAGCCCAUGUUGUGAUUUAAAUUCUCUUCAGCAGUGACUGCUAACCAGUAAAAAUUUCAAAUUGUCUGUCCAAUUUCUUUCUCAGGAAUAGUUAGCCACUUUGUAGAAGUUAAGAAACUAUAUAUUUAGAUAUCCCCAGAAUAUUAACUUUGCACUAUAUACCACAUUUUCUUAAUAAAUUGCAAGAGGUGCAGUUUUCUUAGGUCAGUAAAUUUGCACAACUACUUACUUGAGAAAUAUACCUUCAUGCUUUAAUGCAUUUAAUGCAUCUUAAAAAAAAUGAGAUUAAGACUAAAUUAUCAAACUGACAGUAUUUUUGUUAGUUUGUAUGUUAAGAAAAUUGCACCUCAUUUUUGGAGGAUGCUGAAGUUGUCAGUUUUCUUCUCAGUAUCCUCAAAGCAACAAAAUAGUCAUAGAAGGGCCUUCUUGAGAGUUAUGAACUCUGGUCUUAUUUAAACUAUUUCAUAGUGAUGAUGAUGAUGAUAGUCUUAAAUAGAUUCACAUAAGUAAAGAUAUAACUGUAAGGGUGUGGAAUUCUUUAAGUCCUCCUGUGGCAGACUUUUUAUUUCAGAUGUAUGAGCUCAUUAUACAUGCUGUCAUACCUCUUUUGGCUGUUUUUUUUUUUGUCUUUAAGCAGGAAGUGUGAGGAAGUGGCCACUUUGCUAACUGGUCUCUCACAUAAAGCAUUUGUUCUCUGUUGUCAUUUUUUGACCUGGUUAGUGCUUUGCACUGAUUAUUUUCAUUUAAAUAUUUCCUUAUUUUGCAUUGUCACCUCAACUUCGUUCUGAGAUUUAUGUUUUGGGCAGAAAGACUGACAGACUGAAUUAUUUUUGUUUUCCAGAGAUGUACGUUUCUGCCUCUUUUUAUUGCUUUAGUUAGUAUAUUUUUGUCAAGUUGCUUCAGCUUUAUUCUCAAGGAGUUCUCAAGAAUGCAUGUUUCAAGGUAGGCAACAUAAUCACAGAUGAAUUGGGUAAUAUGGUAUCAUUACUACUACUUUUUGAAGUUUGGGUCAGUGGAUGCAUUUACAAAAUCUAUUCAGAUUACACUUCUAUUGGUAGAGAGCUUUAUAUAUAUAUAAUAUAUAUAUAGUCAGCUUGUGUUAUUUUUAUGUAUGGUUUUUACUUUAUUUUUGGGUUUUGUCGAGUUCUCCUAUUCUAGAAGGCAUAACCAUAUACAUAUAUUGCUGUGAUAUACUCUAAUAUGGUAACUUGAUGACAGAUCUGUAGAAUCUUGUAAGUGUGGACGUUGUUGGAUCAUUAGUGUUUUUAUUAACAAAUUUACAAUCUGAGUAAAAUUUAUAUAGGUUUGUAAGUUCA
Molecule: messenger RNA, 5503 nt
Organism: Macrobrachium nipponense
Lineage: Eukaryota; Metazoa; Arthropoda; Malacostraca; Decapoda; Palaemonidae
Gene: Yippee
Product: protein yippee-like 5
Exons: 4
Coding region: 176-535 (119 amino acids)
Cellular component (GO): ubiquitin ligase complex
Source: RefSeq, a predicted model, not a curated record